Molecule: messenger RNA, 3424 nt
Organism: Cyanistes caeruleus (blue tit)
Lineage: Eukaryota; Metazoa; Chordata; Aves; Passeriformes; Paridae
Source: RefSeq, a predicted model, not a curated record
GUGUGCGCGGCCCUGCUGCCCGGGGACGUGUGGCGGCCGCGGCCAAACGGCGGCCUCCGGGAACUGCAAGAAGUUCGUACCGAAUGCUCGGCCCAAGCAGGAAGGGAGGAAAGAAAAGGAAGGACGGAAAAGGAAGGAAGGACGGAAAGGGAAGGAAGGAAGUUUGAGGGAAACAAAUCGUUGACUUACGAGUGUAGAGUGCUAGAAUCUGAGCUGAGAAACAUAUCCAGGAUGGAAAUAGAGAGCUUGAUAAAAGUAUUUAGAGCUUGAAAAAGGUAUUUGUACAGUUGUGAGAAACCAAAGCAAGGGAGAGGAGGUGACCUGACGGAGAAGGCACUUCUGGAGGGUUUCACCCAGCUCCGAGGGCACCCCGCCAGUCCUGAGGAUUCCAAGGUACAAAACAGCCCAAAAUUGCCUGUUCUUUUAUACAGUGGAGAAUGGGUGAUUCCUAAACCAAGGUCUUCCACUGAAGUUGAGUUUUAUGAGGCAAUAGUGAAGAAAUGAAGGGAAGCUAGUGCCAAGGGAGCCAAUUGGAGAGAGCCCAAGGAUGUUGUCAGCCGCCUGAGACUGCACAGCUCUAGUGUGAAGGCUGGAAUGUGCAAGCCAGGAAAUGUCCAGCAGGAUAAAAACAGUUCUACAGAGUCCUGCUGCUUUCAGCAGCACAUAGGCUUGGCAAAACCCACGGCAAAGUGGUUAUCCAGAAGCCCACCUGGAAUCACCAAAGACGUUGUUGUAUACGUAGUGCAUAACGCGAUAGUGCUGAUGGCGUGAGGAGCACACAAAGCAGUCCUACCUGCAGGAACAGGAAAAUCUCUAACGAAGCAGUUCUCUUAAUUUUCAGUCAGCAAAGCAGCAGGGUUGGGCACAGCUUCUCCAUUCAAGCUAAAAUCUGUCAUGUCAGUGUAGUAUCUGAUUAGGAAGUUACCAGGGCCCCGAGGACAUGAACCGUAUCCUCCAGAAGCUGAUUAAAACAGGAAUGAGUUUAUGAAAUUCGGGUAUCGGAAGCCUUGUCAAACUACAGCUCCCGGCGUGCUCUGCGGCUGGACUACAGCUCCCGGCAUGCACCGCGGCCGUACCACAGGGCCCAGCGUGUCCCGCGCUUGCAAGAUGGCGGCGCCCAAGGGCGGCUCGGGCCCGGACAGCGACACCGGCUCGGACUCGGACAGCGGCGGUGAAGCGGCCGCGCGGUUCCGGGAGGCUGCCUGGGACUGCACCGCGCAGGCGGCGGCGGCGCGGGCGGAGCCGCNUUCAGGGGGCUUUAGAAAGGAUCGGUUGCAGCUUAAAGAUCAGCCAAGCCUGAGGCGUGAGGCAAUCAGCCGUGAGGAGGGUGACAAUGAGCUCCAGACGACUCCAGAGUUCAGAGCACACGUUGCAAAGAAACUGGGAUCCAUGCUAGACAGCUUCAUCACUGUCUUCAAGGACCCAUCAGGACCAUCACAGACUUCGGUGGCACAGUCUGACUCUGAGGAUGAUGGUUUUCGCCUCUUCUCUUCCUCUGUCCCUGGAGACUGUGGGAAACCGGAGCCUUGCCCUGCAGCAAGGAGGAGGAGGCCAGUUAGCUCCAGUGACUCAGACAGUGACCAAGAGUGGCAAAGGUACCGGGAGGCUGCCGUGUCACCUGCAGAUAUUCUGAAGCAAAGUGCUUUUCCUGCAUUGUCCCAGGGUUCCAGCCAGGAUCAGAAUCAGAGCUAUGUAGAGCCCAACCAGAAAAAAAAAAAGAAAAAGAAAACUGGGAGACAGAACAAUAUUCAAGAGAAAAUAAUAGACCCAGCAGAGUGUGACCAGAUCUGCAAAGAUUUGCCUCGGUUGGUGUCUGCAAAUGGCCAGCAGGAGAGACAGGACAGCAAUCACAGAGAGAACUCUGUGCUGCCAGGAGCUGUGAAGAAGAAAAAGAAGAAAAAAGAACGAUGAUUUUGCUCUACAAACGGCAGGUGGUUGUGAUGGGUGAGGGAAACUGAAAGAAAACCUAACAACAAGAUUUGCUGCAGAUGAGGGAAAAUUAAUUGGCAAAGCUUCUGCUCUAGAAGCUCAGUGGCCUGAGAGACUAAUUAAGUGACUUCCUGUGCUACUGGCAUCCCCAAGGAAGGGAACAUUGUUCUCCUCACAACAGCAGUUGUCUGUGCUGCUGCUUAUGCAGGCCCAAUCUAAAAGGAUUAAAUACUGUGCCAGACUUGCAUGGCAGAGGGAUGUGAUCAUAGCUGCAUUCCUCCUGGUCUGUUCUUCAUAUCAUGAAACUCUUCUGGAGAAAGUAUAUGAUGAAUUGAAUUUGGUUUACAUGGCAACAGACAAAAAGCUGUAAGGAAGCUUUAGUAAGGAUAUGCACCAAGAGGUUAAACACUGGGACAAACCACCUUGAUAUCAGUUCUAGAAGACAGACAUAGAAGAUUUUCAGGACCUUGUGAAAGACUAAUUUUCUUCAGCAAGAGACCAGAAAGCCAGCAAAGUGGGAGAAGCCUUCAUUUCCCUGAGGUGGGUUCUGAAUUGCUGCUUUGGACCAGACCCUGCUCAAGCAGAGGUUCAGAGCUGUGAAGUGCUCAGGACCAUCCCCCGGCCCUUUCCUCUGGAGCUGCUCCACAACCCAGAGCCCAGCCUGGAGCCGGGCUGGGCAGAGGGAAGAUCUGCUCUGUGCCCGGAGCACCACGUCCCCUCCCUGCAGGGCGUUAACAAAGCUCUGAUGGAUACGGACGACUUUGUGUGGCUAAAAAAGAAUUAAGAAUUCCGAGUCCAUGUAAAAACAUUUAUUGUAAGAAAUUUUCUUGUUUACAUUAAUGCAAAAAGACAACUUCAGCUUCUAAAGAUUUUUUUGGGGUCAUACUCUUAAUAAAGAGUUGUGCUGGUUUUGCACUCAUCACAAGAGCAUUUAAAGAAUGGUGAGCAUUUUUUUGCAUUUUACCAUCAGUGUGUUGAUACAAUUUCCAUGCAUUUUAUUUGAUAUUACAGUUUUCCUUUAUUCCUGCCCCUCAAGUAGACAUGACAACAUUACUGGCAAUUUUCAAUUGUAAUUACAGUAUCCAGCCAUGACACACAGUUUCUGCAUGAUAUGUCCUUAUAAUUCAAAGAUUUUGGAAAGGGACACACCAGACUGUGGAGCAAUAUGUGACAGAGGGGAUGCUGUCAUUCUAUGUUACUUAUUUCUGCCUCUCUUUGGCAUGGUGAUCUCUUUUACAUAAACCAAGGUGGAAAAUACUACCACUGUUCUUGUUAAAAAGACUUUCCAUAAACCUGUUGAAUAUUUGAGGGGAAAUGGGGACACAGAUUAAGUUUAAACAAAGAAAAGCAAUAUUUGUCAAUGGAAGCUGUAAAGAGAAUAAAGCAUAGCAACAAAUUAUGUCUAUAUGAUGUGGUUUCAAGGAUUCCUUAUCCACACAGAAGUUCUGAUGCUGCUGCUUCUGCUUGCCUUGAAGACCUUCAGCUGUAGAAGUUC